CUUAGAUGUGACAGACAGUAGGCUGGGCUGGUAUCCGCUCAGUUUAGCUCCAUUCGGAUCCACUCGGCUUUUCUCGGCUAUACUCGUAAAAAGCCUCCGCCCUGCCACCCUGGCUUUAUAACGCUAAGGCUAACACAUUUAUAUCUUAUUUUAAUACCUUUUCUUACGCCUUAGCAUACAUAUUACUGGCUUCAAUUGUUUUAUACUUUAGUAAAUUAAAGGUAAUUAUAAUGAAUGCACACCCAUAAUUGAUUAAUUGGCUCAUGCACUUCCUUUAAAAGGCUUGCAGGAGGAAACCUUCACAGAUCUUCACAGGGCAGACAUUUUUUUUUUAGUUAUGAGCGCCAUUAUACCAGAUUUGCAUUUAAAAUAUGCAGCAAAGACUUGGAAAGAGACUUUUCAGCUGGUCAGAAGAUGCAUGGACAAAUCCAGAAAUGACUCCAACCCCUGUGAGCCGCUUAUUAGGUCCCUGGAAAGGCUGCAAGAAGUCCUUAAAGUGUCCUCUAUGAAUGCCAUGCGGUCUCGUUUGGAGGUGAUGGCCAAACAACACGGGAUGGGCUUCCACUUUACUGAGGCCACCUGCUAUCUGACGGCUGACCUGUUCUACCUGGAGGUGGCGCUGCUGCCGUGUGGCGGGGUGGAGGAGGUCAAGGUGGCGCCACAUGGGGCGUCCCCUCUUAGUAGUGAGGCCCUGCUUCAGCUGCUGAGGUCAAAACAUUUUGCAGAGUUCUCCGCCAAAUUGAAGGACCUCUUCACCCAGUACAACAUCCCCGGAGACAACGAUGUCAAAUUCAAACUAUUUACCGCUCUGCAACACCUAGCCAAAGACUUGCAAGAAAUGUCUAAUUUGCCAAGGCUAGCAAGCGAUGAUGGCCGCUGCCAGAUGGAUGCAGUAAACAGCACCAUGCUGGGCUGUUUAAUAGCUGGAAAAGAUUGCCCUUUGACCCUCCAGUUCUACUCCGCCCCAAUGGAUGACACGACUACAAAUAUGGAACUAGCCCUGCAGGAAGCCCAGGUAGCUGUGAGCUCGAGUCAUGUGACCCACAAGCUUCAGAUGGCAUCAGUGCUUCCGCUGCCGCUACAACUGGACACACAAGGCUUCCCUGUCUUCACUCCGCUGAGUGAUGUCCCACAUGAGGAAUUCCAUGCCUGCUUUGUGCUCAAACUGCAGCCAGUCAUACCCCUGAUGAUGCCUUUUGUUCACAAGAUAAGCAGAAUUACAGAAAUUGCAGUACCAGAUGUUGAGCUACAGUGGGCGCCAUUUCUCCAACUUCUUGCAGACAGCAAAGAGCAGGACUACAUUUUCACUGUGCAUCUUCCGUGUGAGGCCAUGCACACGUAUGUUUUCCCUGUGGAGGCGUGGGAGUCUGCUACCCAAAGUGGGGCUGUGAUGGACAGCAUUUCCUUCACCCAUCCUGUCCAAAUCCCAAGGCUGGUGGAGGUGCUGCGGCAUCAGUGUGUUAUCAACAAUCUGUUGCGGAGCAGCAUAUCCAAAGGGUCAGGUAUCGGAAUCGUUUCACUUUGUGAGCAACAUUUUGAGAUCCGCCAAGAGGCUGACACUAGUUUCUCUGUGACUUUCCGUCGACCUGACAUGGAUUCUCUUGCAGUUUUGUUGGUGGACAUACCCAAUUCUCACCAAAUUCUAUGCAGAGUAUUUGGAGCAGGGAUAGAGUCCUCCUCCCUGGAUGAGCACGUGUCUGAUGUCAUGAAGAGAUGCAUGUCCAUCCCUCCGACGCUGCAAGCUUUGUACAAAAAACUGGAAGAUGCUGCAUCUCCUGACCACACCCCUGAAAUGGCUGAAAAAGGGCCUUCGACUCCCACGGAAGACUCACCCGCCACUUCUGUGCCGGAUUGCCCCAAAAUUAACUCAAGUCCCACUACAGUCAGUCAUCAACCUGUUGCUCCUGUGGGUGUUGAACAUGUUUAGUUUUAUUACAAAACCUGCACUUUAUAAUGAAUAAAUUGUCACUAAAGCCAAGAAUAUGCAGUUGUUCCUCCUGUGCAUCAUUUGCAA
Doryrhamphus excisus (bluestripe pipefish) is the source of this 2014-nucleotide messenger RNA. Lineage: Eukaryota; Metazoa; Chordata; Actinopteri; Syngnathiformes; Syngnathidae. The record is from RefSeq and is a predicted model, not a curated record.